Molecule: messenger RNA, 927 nt
Organism: Lodderomyces theae
Lineage: Eukaryota; Fungi; Ascomycota; Pichiomycetes; Serinales; Debaryomycetaceae
Exons: 1
Coding region: 1-927 (308 amino acids)
Molecular function (GO): hydrolase activity
Source: RefSeq, a predicted model, not a curated record
AUGGCUCUCAACAAACAUGAAAUCAAACUCCACAACGAUGGAAGAGAAUUUUCCACCUUGAGCAACUUGCCUCUAUCGGCAAUCGACGCACAAGAUUUCGACAGAGUCAUUAUGCUUUUACAUGGUUUCCCCGAUAUCAACACCACUUUUAACCAAGUAUGGCCGAUUUUACUUUCCCGUUUCAAUGAAAAAGUUUUGCUAGUGGCACCUAAAUUAAGGGGUUACGAAAAGUCAAGUAUUGGACCUGAACAUGAGUACAUGUUGCCAUACCUUGCAGGGGACGUUAAAGGUUGGAUCCAUGAACUCAACCCUCAAUUGGAUAAACCAGUGCACUUGGUGGGACACGAUUGGGGUGCAAUUGUCGCCUUCAAGACUGCCAAUUUGUAUCCUGAUUUGAUUACCUCAAUGGUUACUUUGGCAAUUCCGUAUUUGGUCAAUAUUCGACUGUAUGAAUUGUUGUGGCAUGUCCCUCAACAAUUUUACUUGUCGUCGUAUUUCAUCACUAUGCAGUUUCCUUGGCUAUACAAGGCAAAAUUGACGGAAUCAAAUGACUACUUGACUUCUCUUUGGAGAUACUGGUCACCAGAUUACAAUGUUUCCCAAGAAGAGAUCACCGAGGUGCGCGAUGCAUUCAAGAAGGAUGGAGUCGUUGAUGCGGUAACGGCAUACUAUCGCCACUUGUUUCGGCCAUUAUCGCUUAUUAAGUCAAGAUGGCCCGUCGAUUUCGAAAAAGUCCCCACUUUGAUCUUGAACGGUGCAAAUGAUCAAUGCAUGUCGUCCAAAAUUGCCGUUUUGGAACAAGAAAAGUUGAAAAAGUUUUAUCCAAAAGCCCAAGUCAAGGUUGUUCCUCAAGUGGGACAUUUCUUACAAAGAGAGGCACCAGAGGUUGUUGCCGGAUUAAUUGCUGAUUUCUUAGAGUCUAUUUAA